This is a messenger RNA of Cricetulus griseus (Chinese hamster), 945 nucleotides long. Lineage: Eukaryota; Metazoa; Chordata; Mammalia; Rodentia; Cricetidae. The record is from RefSeq and is a predicted model, not a curated record.
AUGAAUCAAAUCAAUAAACUGUCCCAUAACACCAAGUUAAGAAACACCAUUUAUUCUGAAGCUGGAAUUGGGAUCUUAGGCAACUGCUUCCUUCUUCUCUUCCAUAUCCUCAGGCUCAUCCGUGGGCAGAAGCCCAGACUCACUGACCUUCCCAUUGCGGUCCUGGCCCUCAUCCACCUGCUGAUGCUGAUAGUCAUGAGUUUAGUAGCUACAGACAUUUUAAUGCCUUGGAGGAGGUGGAGUGAUACCACAUGCAAAGUUAUUAUAUCCUUGUACAGGUUUUUUAGGAGCCUCUCUCUCUGUGCCUCUAGCCUGCUCAGCAUCCUCCAGGCCAUCACCCUCAGUCCCAGAACCUCCUGUCUAGCAAAGUUCAAAUGUCAAUCUGCACACUACAUGCUAGGUUGUCUUCUUUUCCUCAGUGCCCUCUCUGCGUCCAUUAGCAGUCACCUCGUGUCAUACGUGACUGCGACCCCUAAUUCAACCUCCUCUAGUCUUAUAUACCUUACUGAAUCUUGCUCUCUUACACUCAUGAGUUACUCUGUCCGGCAUACGUUUUAUAUAUUAUUAACUGUCAGAGAUGUCAUCUUUGUAGGUCUCUUGGCCCUCUCCAGUGGGUACAUGGUGAUUUUCCUAUGCAGACAUAAGAAGCAGUCCCAGCAUCUCCACAGCACCAGCCUUUCCCUUAAAUCAUCCCCAGAACAAAGAGCCACACGGACCAUUUUGUACCUCAUGAGUUUCUUUGUUGUCAUGUACACUGUGGACAGCUGCAUGGCCUACUUAAGAAUAAAUGGUGAUCCUAUGUUAUAUUGUAUAUCCAUUCUCAUAGGUCACAGCUAUGCCACAGCCAGUCCUUUAUUGGUUCUCAGUGCUGAAAAAAGUAUAAUUAACAUUUUCAAAUCCAUGUAUGGGAGGGCAGUAAACAUGUUAUUGCUCAAGAAUGGGUAA